This is a messenger RNA of Heterobilharzia americana, 735 nucleotides long. Lineage: Eukaryota; Metazoa; Platyhelminthes; Trematoda; Strigeidida; Schistosomatidae. The record is from the annotation of a GenBank genome assembly.
AUGAGAGUCAUGAAAAGAUAUUCACUUGUUUCGUUGUGUUUCCUUACUGUGAUUAUAUGUCGACCAACUGUGUCUGUUUGGGAUCAAAAUACAGCAAAGAUAUUAGAAAUGCACAAAAAAUUCCGUCAAGACGCUGUCAACUGUCGGAUUCCUAGACAACCAGCAGCGAAAACAUUGCCUAGACUCACAUGGAACAGUGAACUAGCUCAGAGUGCCUACCGGUUAUCGAGUACAUGUCGUUUCGGAUUUCAAAAACCCACAAAUUCCCGAUUCAGGAGAGUUGGACAAAAUAUUGCAGCAUAUCGAAAUGUUGAAGAUGCUAUGAACGGGUGGUUUGGUGAGCACAAGGACUACAAUUUCGGAUCACAUACUUGUAGCCAACGAUGCGGAAACUACUUACAAAUUGUUUCUAAUAUGACUAGGGAGAUCGGAUGUGCGGUAACUGAGUGCCCGUAUUCUAAGGAGUUUCCGUGGGGUCUUUUCAUAGUUUGCAAUUAUGGUGAAGAAGCUAAUUUCCAAGAAAGACCAUAUGAGGCGAAAUAUCCUUUCAAACUUUGUUCUGGAGGAAGUGUUACAGUUACCCCACCAACCGAUAGGGGAUGGCAUCUUACUAAAGGUGUUAUGCAAUUUAAUACCAAAAACUGUUACUGUUAUAAAUGAAAAAUGAAUUGCCCUGUUGUUUCAAAAUCCAUAACUAUAUUAUACGUUUGAUACAAUAGAGAUUUUGAAAAUUAA